Molecule: messenger RNA, 2931 nt
Organism: Ogataea haglerorum
Lineage: Eukaryota; Fungi; Ascomycota; Pichiomycetes; Pichiales; Pichiaceae
Exons: 1
Coding region: 1-2931 (976 amino acids)
Biological process (GO): trehalose catabolic process
Cellular component (GO): fungal-type cell wall
Molecular function (GO): alpha,alpha-trehalase activity
Source: RefSeq, a predicted model, not a curated record
AUGCGAUUUGGCUUCCUGCUCCUGCUUCUGGACCUUGCACUGGCCCAGCCAGAUUACUUUGACGAGCAAACUGAGUCGUACUAUCUCCAGGAAGAAAGAAUCCUUGGGACAUCUAAGUUUAACCAGCUUAACAGAUACACUUACCAGCCGUACGUUUCCAACGGGUACAUCGGCUCGCGAAUCCCCAACCUUGGGUUUGGCUUCAGCUACGACCAAAAUGAGAACGCCACGAGUUCGGACCUCUCGAACGGCUGGCCGCUGUUCAACCCCCGCUACGCUGGCAGCUUCAUUGCCGGCUUCUUCGACGCCCAGCCAAACACCACCGGCGUUAAUUUUCCCGAGCUGCGGGAAAAUGGCUAUGAGAGCGUCAUCAGCGCGGUGCCGCAGUGGACGGGGCUCCAACUUGCCGCCACCCUCGACGGCACAAUGUACGUGCUCGACCCAAGCACAGCCAACACUAGCUCCGCUCACGUGACCGACUACCGCCAGGAGCUACGCAUGGCCACAGGUACAGUUUCGACGGCGUAUACGUGGCUGGGCGUUAUAGCUGUAAACAUAACAGUGCUGGCACACCGCGACAUCGAGACUCUCGGGCUCGUGCAACUCGAGGUUGCCCUGGUGCCCGGCGCGGCCCCGUUACAGCUGGACGUGGUGGACGUGCUUGAUUUUGCCUCCGCGCAACGCUGUGUGCUCAAGAAAGUUGGCUACGAAGACUCGGGCAUCUUUAUGACAGUGCAACCAGAAGGUGUUGAAUACAAGCACGCGACGCUGUACUCGCGGCUGAACGUGAACGCCCCCGGUAUCAACGAGACGCUCGCAGCCGCAUUCCAUAAGGUUACCAACACUGUGUCUGUGGCGCUGGAGCACCCACUUAGCAUGACCAAGUACGUGGGGGUGGUUUCGGACGAUCUGCUGGGGACGAACUCCAGCGACGCCACGUUUGCGGCAGCCAAAAGAACAGCCCUCGACGCGGCCAGGUACUCGUGGCCCAGUCUGCGCACCAUGCACGACAACGCCUGGGAUGCUGUGUGGGGUGACGUUGCUGUCAAGGUGGAGAGCGAGCCGUACCUGACUCUGGCUGCAGAGGCAAGCGUCUACCACCUGUUCGCCAACACGCGGUCCUCGGCUCGGAACCUGACAGCCGCGCUGGGGGUGGGCGGGCUCAGCUCGGACUCGUACGCCGGACUGGUCUUCUGGGAUGCAGACCUGUGGAUGAUUCCUGCGCUGCUGGCAGUUGCUCCUGAGACAAGCGUUGCGCUCAAUUCGUACCGGUACUAUUUGCACGAGCAGUCCGUGCGCAACGCAGCCGCAAACGACUAUCCAGGCGCGGUGUACUCGUGGACGUCGGGUCGGUUUGGCAACUGCACGGGCACGGGGCCCUGUGUCAACUACGAGUACCAUCUGAACGGGGCCAUCUGCUACUCGAUCUGGAAAGCAUAUUUGAGCGGGGCGAUCGACGAUGAGCACCUGGAGCAGUACGGCUGGCCGGUGCUGAGGGAUGCAGCAGAGUUUUUUGCCGGCUACGUGAAAUACAACGACACGCUGCAAAAAUACACCACGCACAAUCUGACGGACCCGGACGAGUACGCCAAUUUCAAGGACAACGCCGCUUACACGGCAGUGGUUAUCAGCCAAGUGAUGAAGUGGGCGGAUCGUGUGGCGCAGCAUCUGGGGAAGCCGUCCAACUCCACCCAGCUAAAAAUAAUGCAUAACAUGUAUCUGCCGCAAUCCAGCGACAACAUCACUCUCGAGUACGACACGAUGAACUCGUCGGUCUCGAUCAAACAAGCCGACGUGGUGCUGAUCCCGUACAUUGAUGACGAGGACGGCGCGCUGGAGCAGAAUUUUGGCUACGACGAGGUCCGUGCCACCAAUGACCUGUCCUACUACUCGCUGCACCAGUCGUCGCAGGGCCCCGCGAUGACGUUUCCAGUAUUCGCCGCCGUGAGCCAGAAGCUCAAUGAGUACGGCUGUGGCAGUCAGACGUAUCACUACAAGUCUGUGGAGCCGUUUCUGCGGUUCCCGUUUGCACAGAUGAGCGAGCAGAACAACGACAACUUCGACGCCAACGGCGGGACGCACCCGGCAUUUCCCUUCAAUACGGCACACGGUGGGCUGGUGCAGAGCUACUUCUUUGGACUCACAGGGAUCAGGUUCUCGUACGCGCUGUCAUCAGAGAACCGGCUCCAGCGCGUGCUCCAUUUCGACCCGGUCGAACUACCGCUCUUUGCUGGCGACCUGAAGAUUUCCGGAUUCAAGUACUUGAACCAGUCGCUCGAGAUAGCUAUUGGCGAGACAAACGGGACGAUCCGCCACCGCGGCACGACUGAGCCUAUUCUCGUGUACGUGGAUGACAGGAACGAGGCCGCUGGCUACCACACACUGCAGCCUGGCGCAGAGCUGACGGUGCCGGUGCACGUGAAACAGUUCAACACACCGGGCUCCCUCACAGAGUGCCAGGCGCUCGCACACAGCCUGACGCAAGGGCGCGACGGUGACGUGGUCAUGUCAAUCGUCGACGGUGACAACUCUACCACCUGGCAGGCCGAAAAUAAGAAUGGCAACGCGGCGGUGCUGCUGGAGCUCGAAACGAGCGAAACGUUCAACGCGGGGGCCAUUGUGUGGGGGAACCGGCCUGCAGCGAAUUUCUCGCUCAGCCUCGUAUCGGAGCCUCUGGACACCACAGGAACAGAUGUUGUGAUAGACGAGUCGAAGCUCGUGCGAGUGCUCACCGACCACCCCGUCCAAAUAGCCUCGCCCUACAAUGCAUCCGACACAGAGGUUCGAAUCUCAGAGCCAAACAGUACAACGUUUGCGCUGCCACAGGACUACACCGCGCAGUACGUCCUGCUGGAAGUUUACGGCACACUGGACACCGACGACAGCAGCUACGGCGCAUCGGUCGCGGAGCUGGGGCUCUUCUAUCACUAG